GGCGCCACGUGACCCCGCGGGGACACCGCCCGUGCCCGACCCUUGCCCUGUCCCCAGCCUGUCCCCAGGAGCGGUUCCAUGGCGGUGGCCACGGCGCUGGGUUCCCUGGGCGCGGUGGCCCUGGGCACCUUUGUGGUGGCCCUGCUGCUGCGGUGGCUCUGGGAUGCGCUGGUGGCUGUCACCCGAUUCCGGGCCACUUGUCGCCAGCUGAACAAGUUCCCCAUCCCGCCCUGGCGCAAUUGGUUGCUGGGACACACCGGCAUGGGCCACAGCACGGAGGAAGCCCUACAGCAGGUGGACACCUUGGUGGCCCGGUACCGUCAUGGCUGCCUCUGGUGGGGGCUUCCCUGGCUGCCUGUCCUGCGCCUCUUCCACCCGAGCACCCUCCGACCACUCCUCAGUGCCUCAGCUUUCGUGGCUCCCAAGGACAAAAUUUCCUACGGCUUCCUCAAGCCCUGGCUGGGGGAGGGGCUGCUGCUGAGCAAUGGGCAGCGCUGGGUGCGGCACCGGCGACUCCUGACACCCGCCUUCCACGGAGAUGUGCUCCGGAAUUACCUGGGAAUCUUCAACCAGAGCACCCGCGUGCUGCUCGCCAAGUGGGGGGCAGCAGCAGCGGCAGCUGGUGGGAGGCCAGUGGAGUUGGAGGUGCUGCAGCCCCUGAGCCUCCUCACCCUGGACACGCUCCAGAAGUGCAUCUUCAGCCAUGAGAGCCACUGCCAGGAGCGACCCAGUGAGUACAUCCAGGCCAUCCUGGAGCUGAGCUCAUUGGUGGUCCGGCGCCAGCUCCAGCCACUUCUCCACCCGUGGUGGCUCUACAGCCUCUCCUCUGAUGGCCGGCGCUUUGCCUGAGCCUGUGCCACUGUCCAGGCCUUCACUGCUGAUGUGGUGCAGCGCCGGCACCAGGCACUCGCCUGCCUGGGCCACCAGGCCUGGCUGGACGGCCACCGGGGACGCAGCAUGGACUUCAUCGACCUCCUGCUGCUCACCAAGGUGGGGCUGACUGGUGGCCAUGGGGACAUGGAAGUGGUCAAGAGGGUGGCUGUGGCCAUGGGGAGAUGGACGGUUUUGUGCUCCACUCCAUCACCAUUUGCUGUGGAAGUUGCCCGAGCCACUCCAGUGUCCCCUCACUCACCCAAUGUCCCCACAGGUCAUGACACCACGGCCAGUGGCCUGGCAUGGCUCUUCUACAACCUGGCCAGCCACCCUGAGCAUCAGGAGCGAUGCCGCCAGGAGGUCCAGGAGCUCCUGGCUGGCUGGGACACUACGGACAUUGAAUGGGAGGACCUAUCCCAGCUGCCCUUCACCACCAUGUGCAUCAAGGAGAGCCUGCGGCUGCACCCUCCUGUCACUGCUGUGUCCCGGCGCUGCACCGAGGACAUCCCCCUGCGUGAUGGCCGUGUCAUCCCCAAGGGGGUCAUCUGCCUGAUGAGCAUCUACGGGACCCACCACAACCCAGACCUCUGGCCUGAGCCUGAGGUGUUCAAUCCUCUGAGGUUCAGCCCAGAGAACAGCAAGGGACGGUCCCCGUCAUCCUUCAUCCCCUUCUCUGCUGGCCCCAGGAACUGCAUCGGGCAGAGCUUUGCCAUGGCUGAGAUGAAGGUGGUAGUGGCACUGACACUGUCCCAGUUUGUGCUGCGGAGGGACACGGCGAGGCCACCCCCGCGCCGCAAGCCCGAGCUGAUACUGCGUGCUGAGGACGGGAUCUGGCUGCUGCUGGAGCCACUGGUGGGAGUGGCCUGAGGGACACGGGUCACCAGGACAUGGGGACAUCCCCCAAGGGAGGUGUCACAGCCAGGGGAGGAGCAGGGAAUAAACGGGAGCAUGAACGGGA
This is a messenger RNA of Pyrgilauda ruficollis (rufous-necked snowfinch), 1831 nucleotides long. Its product is annotated as cytochrome P450 4F3-like. Gene Ontology annotation, molecular function: oxidoreductase activity, acting on paired donors, with incorporation or reduction of molecular oxygen; monooxygenase activity; iron ion binding. Lineage: Eukaryota; Metazoa; Chordata; Aves; Passeriformes; Passeridae. The transcript has 13 exons. The record is from RefSeq and is a predicted model, not a curated record.